UCCCCGUGUGUUUGUGUUUUCAGAUUAUGAAUGCCAGGGAACCCAUGCCCACAGAGCAACAGAGAGGGGACCCGUCUGGGUCUCCUCCCAUCUCAGGGCCCAGAAAAAAGGGAAAGCUGGCUUCACUUCCAGUUUCCCCAGGCUGGGUUCCAGCAGUGCUUCUGCUCCAGACCCUAGGCGCUUGCCUUCCUCCUCUCCUAGCAACCGGGAGGCUGUGGAUACCGCCAGAGGGUGGGGGCCCGGGAGGCUGCAGGGAGCCCGGGAGCCGAGGGGCGGCGGCCCAGCUCAGGUGCCCCACGCACUGGCGACCGCAGUGCGAAGCCACCCCGCAAGCGCAACUGCCUGGGCGCCAGUGUGCACCGGGCCCCACGCACCCACCCACCGCACCUGCCUCGGGGUCCAAAAGGGAUCCUGCAAAAAUGAGCCAUUCUCACCCUGCUGGAUUACUUGCAACAUAUAAUAGCCUGACCGAUAAACACCUGGCUGGAUAUUUCAACAACACAAGGAUACGGCAGCAUCUCCUAAGAUCAGGACUGAUCACAAGAAGUGGAAGAAUACUUUCUGAAAAGGAAUACAAAUUAAAUAUCAUGAAGCGAGAUCACCAAAAAUAUAUCCGAGAGUGCUUAGCUCAGGCUAUUUUCCAUAAGGUUCUUGAUUUGGAGCGUCACCAUCAACUGGAAAUAAAAAAGAAACUGGAGACCUUAGCUAGAAAGGAGCAAAUUCAGAGAUUUAAGGGAGAGCACACAAGACAAUUUAUUGAAAACAACAUGCCAAUCCUGUCUCCUCGCCCCCCACUUGGCCCAAAGACUAAUCGCGGCCAGAGUGUUCUGGUUAGUGAAGGACAUUCUAGUCCAUUAACACUGACAGCUCCUCGACCAUAUACUGCCCCAGGAAAUAUGCAGCCUCCAGUUCGAUUACAGCCUCUUCCCCGUAAUCCUGCAGUGGGGACUGUUCCAAAGAUAACUUCCGGAUCCAGAUUAAAACCCUCAGUGCUGGAAAAUGAAGCUCCAUUUCCCAUUGGGGGCAAGAAGGCAAUGAUGAAGUUCAGGAACUCCAUGAACAAUUCACAAAGAAUGAAUCCAUAUCAACUUCCACGCAUUAACAGUUACGUGAUGCCUGUUCCUCCUCUACCUCCUCCCCGAGAUGGAAAAGUCACAAGGGAUAACAGAUCUGGAACGUGGAGGAGGAGAUUUCGUCCAAUUACUGCUCCGAAUGGCUUGGAACCUCUCUUUCCCAGGGUUUCAGGAAGGAUUCAUAAAACAUCACUGCAUAGUAAUGCAGCUAUUACAAUGAUAUAUUUGGGGAAAAAUGUGCACCUAGCUUAUGACAACCAAGAUUUCCGAGAUGAAAUAAAAAUUUAUCAACAGCACUGUGGUGGGGAAAACCUUUGUGUCUACAAAGGCAAACUAUUUGAAAAUGAGACCUUUCAGUUUAUUUCCAAAAGGCACCAUGGUUUUCCCUUCAGCCUCACCUUUUUCCUGAAUGGUUUGCAGGUGAACAGGUUAAGCUCCUGUUGUGAAUUCAAGCACCGAAAAGGUUCCAGACUUGGAGGCAGACGAGGCUACUUUGGGUUUGUCUGCGUGGAGAGAGCAUCUCCUUGCUACAAGUGCAUUAUUGCAAUGGGCCUUGACAAAAAACCAUCUUCAAUGAAACCUAGGAAAGAGAAAAGCACUGAUAAAAGAGAAGAACUGUGGAAGGAUAGAGAGAAUGGGAUAUCAAGAAGAAAUGAGAUGGAGGUGAACAAAACCUCUCUCUCAGCCACUUGUUCAGUUCAAGAAAUAAAUAUGGGAGUCAGAGAAGUGAGAACUGCUAUGGAAGAAAUGGAACUUAAAGGAAAACAAAGACGAAAAGAUUGGGAAAACAACCAAGAAAAUACUUUCAAAUAUGAAUAUGAAGAAGAUUUUGAAAUAGAUGAGGAGAAACAAGAUGAGAAAGCUAAUGAAGAAGGACAGGCUGGUGAUCAAAUGAAUGGAAUAUCAAAGUCACCCUCAGAGGAUGAAAAAGAUAAUUUAGGCCCUGAGGAGAGUGAAAUCUUGUCAUUGAAGGCACCAGAUGCUGAUGACAAUGUGAAAGAUGAGGAUGAUGGAUGCUCUGAGAGUGAAUCGGAAGAGAAUAAACAAGCUUCAACAAUCUCAUCCGGAAGUCACCCAUAUUCUAGUGACAGUGAAGACGAUCUUGCAGAAAGAGCCAGUGAAGUACAUGUUGAAAAAAGUACACAAGAAAGUCCUAGAAGUUCAUCUGCUCAGGAGCUGAGUGAAAAUGGUGAGUCAGAAAAAUCCCAUCAUCUAAUUGAGGAAUCCUUAGAAAUUGAAACUGAAGACCAAGAUAUAACAAAAGCAGCUGUGGAGACCCAGCCUCUGCCAAGAGAGGAAAGCUGUGAGAAUGUUCUUGAAGAAAUGCAGAAAGGAACCCAACAGAUUGCAGAGAAUUUAUUUGAGAAGUCCAGGAAACCUACCUCCAGGGAAGAAAAGGAAAAGAGUAAGCUUUGGGAAGUAGGCACCACUAAGGUGAAGGACAAAACAGCAGGUCUCCCUGAGGUGGAGAAAGAGGUUGGACAGAUAAUAAGUGAAGCCUUGGCACCGGGCUGCCACUGCCACUAUGACGCCGUGUCUGAUGUUAGCAGCACAGAUGAGGGGGGGAAGCCCACGUGGAAGCUGGAGAUUGGCACAGGUGGAGCACCCAAUAGGAAUUUUAUAGUGGAGGAAAGGGCACCCUUCCACUCGGAGAAGGAAUCUGAGCAGGUCACACUGCAGAAGAAAGAAGCAGGGGAGGAAGUUACUGCUGCUCCCCAACACCAGGAUGCAGAGCUCAGGGAUGGGGUGGGCAUUAAGGAGGCUCCCCUGGGGGCGUGGCAAACAACAGCAGGGCCUCUAGCACUUGCAGAGCAACCCACAGAGAACAGCAAGGUGCCUCUGUGCAUGGCAAGUUGGGCAGAGGAGGAAGCAGAAGGGGAUGGAAGGCAGGGCCCAGAAGGGUUCAAAGCCACAGGAAUAGCAGCAGGAAGAGAUUCUGUGGGUCUGAGUGAAGGAGAGGUUCCUCAAGAGCAGUCCCUGAGGCAAACUGUACUUGGGACAGAGCAGGCAGGUUCUGAAGGGGAGCAGGAUAUGGAGGGGGGAGUGCUUACAAACACCACAGCCCUGAGCACAGAGCAUAUUCAGGAGGCAGCUGCCCUGAGAGAGCCACCAACAACUCCAAAGAUGGAAGUGGCUGACAGAGGGGUGGCUUUGAGUGAGGCAGGGCCUCCAAAGCCAGAUGUGGACGCGAGUGAAGAGGAAGCACUCACAGAGCAGGAGGACAUGGGACCCAUUGAAGACACAGCAUCUGAGAGAGAGGAUGGUUCACAAGAGGCAAUAGUUGGGGGAAAGGAACCAGGCAAAGAAAGGAAGGAGGUUCUGGAAACAGAACCCACCUUGAGCAUCUCCACUGGAGAGGCAGGGGCAAGGCAGAUGGGGCUUUCAGAGGGCAGCCCAGAAGAACUCUGUGAGGAAGGUGCAGCCAGGGCGGAGACUGGGAGUGAGGCAAAAGAUGAUAAGGAAGACAGGAAGGAACCGAAGGAACCAUUACCAGAAGAGUCAGAGGCAGCAGGAGAAGGGAGGAAAGCGGAGAGCCCCGGAACACCUCUGAGGGAGAUUGGAUCUGAGAGAGAAGAGGUGACAAGGUCAAUUGCAGCUAAGGAUGAAGACACUUUAGAAGAGGAGCGAAAACAUAAAGGGGAAGAGGGGGAAGCAGUGAAGGAAGAGAGAUCUGAGGAACAGACCAAAGAGCCUGAAAAUGAAAUAGAAUCGGAUGCUGAGGAUGCAGAACCCACAGAGACAACUGAAAUGACUCAAGAUUCAGGGCUUCUAGAAGAUUCACUGAAAGAAAGACAGGUGACCUUGUUUGAAGUAACACAUGGAUUUGAAAAGUCACUGGAGAAAAUAACAGCUCUGAGGAAAGAAGAAAGAGGGGAAAGCUUGAAUGAAGCUAGCGACACAGAGCACAGGGACAGAGCAGGGCUGCUGGGCCAGCAGAAUGUGGCUCUACCAGAGCAGGGGCAGGGACCCCACCAUGAUGGAGAGGGCACAUUAGAGGCUGCAAAGUGUGCAACCCAGGACCCAGAUUGCCUUGCAGGAAUGCAGACAAGGGACGAAGAAGAACCUUUUCAGGGGCCAGGAGGAACAGGGGUCAUGAUGAUGACCGAGGAAGAUGUUCCUGAGGGAGAUUCCAUGAUAGUGGAAAAGUUUAGUGAAGAAGCGGUGGGUGGGGACCCAGAGGAGGAGGAGGAGGAAGAGCACACUCUGGGGACAAGAGUGACAAGGGUGAUAAAGGACAGCAACACAGAGGGGGAUGGGGCGACAAGAGGAGGAGCAGUCCUGGCUGAGGAAGAUCUAUAUCCAGGAGGAGGAGCAGCAGAGAGGAGGGAGGUGUUGGCAGAUUCAAAGACAGCUAAGGGGAAAACAGUAGCAAAUAGAGCCUCCUCCUUCUCAGAUGUUGCUUGGGAGGAAACAUGGCACAGAGGGGAUGAGGCACUGGGUAAAACAGCAGCUGCAGAGAGGGUGGCAGCCGAGGAAACAGGGCUGAGCAGGGAAGAGGUGACAGUGACAUCAGCAGCAGAGCCUGGGGAGGGAGUUCUCCAGGAAACUUUCCAUCUGGAGGGGCAGGGCCAGCGGCUAGGACAGGGUCAAGAGGGAGGGGAAGUGGAGGCCACUCAGGGUGUGAGGUCGCUGGGAGAGGGUGAAGGAGCAGGGAGCAUUGAUGGGAGGCAAGAGUCAGGAACAGCUGAAGAAUUCAGACAAGGAUCAUCACAGGAGAGGGAGGUAGAGUUGAGCGGAGGGAGUCUAGAGGCAGUGGCAACACUUUCCGUGAAGCCUGAAUUCUCUGGAACCCAAGAGGAACAAGAGCAUAUGGUUCAAAGAGAAAGUGAGAGUGCAGAUGUUCCCCUGAACAACGUGAAGGACUAGGAGAUUUUGUGGCAGACGGGUAUUUUAAAGAUUUCUUCUGGAAGACAUAAAGGCUGGAGAAAGAUUCACCCAAGCAUCUCACCAAGACUCUAUUUUUUUUUUUCUUUAAACACUGUGCUUGUCUGAGAUGGUUCCUAGUCUGUCAGUGACCUCAGUAAUCACUUUCAGAAUAGCUCAAGCAGAUCUGCAAGAACCCCAUAGAGGUAGUGGUUCCAAAUAGAAAACUGAGAAGCUAUUAUAAAUUCUGUACAGAUAAUGUGUCUACAUUCAAAUCAGAUUGAUGGUUUCAAAUGUUUGACUUUUACCACAGAUCACUGGAAGGCCCGUACCUGAUGCCUGGGGUUUGUUUAAAUUCUUUUUUUUUUUUAUUUUACAUUCAAAUAUUAGUCCUAGUUUUAUACACAGGGGUUUUAUUUAAAAUCUAUACCUUGGUACUUUAAUGACACAGGCUGUGAAAAUGAGCUCUAAAGGACCUUCUAUGUAUACUCCAGACUAAAGAUCGCUCCAAGCCUCCGAGUCCUUCCUGAAAAGGAUUCCAAGCAUGUCUAUUCAUUUACACUCGGAAAUAUUCAUUCUUUCUAUUUAUGCCAGUCAAGUAAAGUGCAAAUCUUAUUUCAAAAUGCCCUUUGUUUUUGCAUGUGUUUCUGUAGUUCUGCUUUCUCGGGUAGCUACUAGUAAAAUGGUAGCUUGCAGCAUUUUAUCCCGGUGGCCUCAUUUAUGGGUCUGCUCAAGUUUAAAUCAAAAUUCUGAAUAAUUUAGAUAAGUGGAAUAAAUAUAAUAAUUACAGCAGGUAGAUGUGGUCCAUCAGCACAUAUGCUGACAUUCUAGACUUGAUGUCAUUCAGUGAAAAAGAAACUUGAAUAAAAUUAGUGUGCUGCUCAUCUU
Messenger RNA from Marmota monax (woodchuck), 5825 nucleotides. RefSeq names its product glutamate rich 3 (gene Erich3). The transcript has 15 exons. Lineage: Eukaryota; Metazoa; Chordata; Mammalia; Rodentia; Sciuridae. The record is from RefSeq and is a predicted model, not a curated record. The coding region runs from base 27 to 4940 and encodes 1637 amino acids.